UCAUUAGGAAAAUGCGCAGCAGAUCCUGUAGGUAUGAACGCGCCUUUAAGUAGGAAACCAAAAGCCAAACCCGGGGGAGGUUACAGGCAGGUUACUAGAAGCAGAGAAUUUCCUGCUGCCAGAAAUGAAAGUGAAAGACAGAAAAAGUGCAGAUGUCACAAACAAGAGGAGAGGGACGAGACGUCUGAGGGAGUUACAGAUAAAGCUGCCACCGUGAAAAGACCAAGAUGGCGUCUGAACAAAUUGAGAUAGGGCCUGAUGGAGGGGCCGCGGUGAGGAUGAAGAUAACACUGCGCACUCAAUGCCCUAGACAGACGCAGGAAUGGUAUGUACAUGAUGGGAAAGAGGACGAAGAAGAAUUCCUUAGAAAGGAGAUUGAGAAAUACAAGGAGAAACAUAUGGCCCUAAUCGAAGAUAUUGCUAAACUGGAGAAGAAGAAGGAAGAAGCGGAGUCGAUUGCUCAGAAGUUUCCAGUCAGAGCAGAAAAAGAAGAGAGAAAACUGAAGGAGAGUGCAGAGGAUCUGCGGGAUCAGGAUCAGAAGUUUCAGCAGCUUUUUAGUAAACCAAAGGACAGUAUGGAAAGAAAGAGACUUCGAGUUGAUGGAAUUCCGACUGACAUUCCAACUUCACGUGUUAAGGAUAAACUCACUAUUCAUUUCUUCAGGAGUAAAUUUGGAGGAGCAGAAGUGAAAAACAUAGAAAUUGUCCAGGAAGCUGCAGCUUAUGCCAUUGUAACAUUUGAAGAUGAUCAAGUAACGGAAAAUGUCCUGAAAAUUAAAGAUCACACUUUACAAGUCAGUGACAAAAUAUACAACCUAGUGGUCAGCGAGGUUAACGGAAACGUUGACCUAGACGAGUUGUUUGAAAACAUGUCAUUAAAAGUUAAUUAUAAAAAAUUCCCAGAAAAGUAUCAAAGUCUUCUCACGAACCUAAUGGAGACGCAUAAAUGUGCAACGUUUGACUUUGAUGAAAAAUCUAUGACGUGUACUAUAAGCGGGCCAUAUGCAGAGGUCCAGAACACGGCACAAGAAAUCUUAAGUAAAUUACAUAUUGUUCAUACAAACCAGAAGCAGAUCUCAUCAGAUAGUCAAAGGAAGGCCAUGAUUGAGCUCAGUAAAAAUCAUCCAGAACUACCACAAGCCUUGGAUCACCCACAUGCGCCUCUUUCUGGGACUACAGUUAAGAAAACAUGUAGUGAGAAGGCAAAAACCCUUGAGCAAUUACAAGAACCUUUAAUAUGGGAAACUGACAUCUUCAAAUACAUGCAACAAUUCCACUUGAGAGAAUAUCAGGAUAUACAGAAACGCUAUCACAUUCUUGCAGUGGAUGAAAAUUAUAAUGAGGUCACUGAAAUUUAUCUUGAGACUGAAAGCGGGGGUAAACCCCAUCUGGGAGACUUCAAAUGCGCACAAUCCGAACUCAUGGUGCUUUAUCGAGGUUUGGAACUACUACUUCACAAAGAGCAAAUAAAGAAAAGUAUGUACAGAGACCAACAGUUUUAUGAUUCACUGACAACAGACCUCAAAAAACUGUUUCCUAUGCUUCAUUUUCAUGCAGAUGACCGCAAACUAUACCUGAUCGGAUAUGGCGUUGAUGUAUCUGAUGCCAAACGGUACAUCUUGGAAUUACACACAAAGGUUGAUAGAAUGCCAGGUAAUCUAGACAAACAAUUUGGGGCAAGUAACAUAUCAACAGAAUUGCCACAUUCCCCGUCCCCCACUAAGAAGCACCAAUGCAGUGUUGGAAGCAGGAUUUCUGCCUUGUGUAAUGCUCCCACGACACAAAGCUUAAAUUCAGCAAAGAGCCAUGUGGAUGAGGAACACCUGGUAUCAUCGACCAGUCCUAGAAGACUGCCCCAAGAUCGUGAGAAUGAUCUCAGUGACACUAUAUCUUUCAAAUCCAACAUGGCAGAUGACCUUCAGAAAAAUGAAGCUGCUAGUUGUUCACGGCCCGAUGAAAAAUCUGACAGCACAGCCAUGCCAUCUGUAAAAAGACAAGACGUGCUCCCAGCCCUUGUGAGAGGUGAUUUAGGAAAUAGUGGAGCCACCCCUAAACCUACAGGUAUACUCAAACCUAUCCAGAUUACUAAAGCAUCAAGCGAGUUACCUUACCUGAGGCUAGUGGACAUUAGUCCUCCUUGUGCAGACUUUUCGGUUGCAGAAUUAAAACCUCGAAGAUCAAAUAGUCUAUCCCGUGUUUAUUCCAAAGGGAGGACCUCCACCGAACCACACAGUGAUACAUUAGUGUUUAAAGACGAAGUUAACGUGACCCACUGGCAGUGGUAUUAUAUUACACAGAUCUGUAAAUCUGACCUUGAUAUGUGGUGUUCUAAGGUAGAGUUAACAAGUGAAAUAAAGAAAAACGGCAAAGUUGCCUUAAAGAUGAAGUCACUUAAUAAAAAAAAAGUAGCUACAAUAAAAGAAAUGAUCCAACUCUUAAGUUGGAAGUUAGACAUAAGAAUCACCCACUCUCACUUUGACUAUGCUUCACUUGGGGUGCAAGGCCCAGAGGACGAAACAUUAACUGAAUGGUGUGAUCUGUUCCGAAAAUGUUCCAGAGAACUUUCUGUUAAGCUAGAGAAGGAUAAACUGGUUCUCCUCUAUCCCAAAAAAAUUCAGACAGAUGUGCUAGAUGCAUACAGGCAGCACAGAGAGCGUAAGAUAAAGUCAUCUGGGGAUGCUACCAUGCCCGACAUUAGACAAGUCUCUUUACAGGACAGAUUUGAGUCUUCUGCCACUGAUGGGGGCGAAGAUUAUAUUACAGAGCGUAAGCAAAGCUUGACGCACAAACAGCGUACCAAACCAAAGCAAGAAGAUAUACCUUUUCUCUUAGGAGGUGAAGAGAUGGACGAAGAAAAGAAAUAUAUAGUAAGCAAACAUCUGGCAGAUGAGAGGUAUGCCCUGCUUGCUGGAACAGAACCAUUCCAGGUCAUCUCUGUUGAACAUGAAGCAUUCAUUAAACCAGUACCAGAAACCCUAGAUAAAAAGUCUACACACCCCCAAAAACUUAGGGAUUUCCCUGAGGACACACAAAACAGGUCAACAUCAGAGAAGACUGAUUACUACACCCUGACAGAAACAUUUGCUCGUAGUCCUUAUACCAGUAAUUUAUUAACGCAAGGCAUUGACGUCUCUCCACGAAAUGUCCCGGUCUUAUUGGAACCACAUUAUGGUGAGCAGGGUAUCUCCACAGAGGAUGGCGUAGUGCAGUACCAGGGCAGCUCACCUCAGCUAUGGACACCCGCAGUAGGCCAAGAGUCAGAUAUGACUAGUUCCAUCUGUGGUAAUUGUAAGAACAUCGGCAAAACUGUUCAGACAUCGUCCGGUCAGAUGCAGUGUGUUAAAUGUUUUGCUACAUGUGUCAUAACUGCACUUAAUGAAGCAGCAAAAGCUCCUCUAAUAGCAUCCAUGAGCCAUACAGCCAUGAGCCUGAGAUUACCCGGGUACGAAGGAGAUACCUCUUUGAAGAUAAUUUAUAAAGUUGCAGAUGGAGUGCAAGGGGCUGGAGAUCCUCAACCAGGAUGCCAAUACAAAGGUGGCAGGUUUGAGGCAUACCUGCCGGAUAAUCGAGAGGGGAGGAAGCUCCUUUCUCUGCUCCAGCGAGCCCUGGAUCAAGGCCUCAUUUUUCACGUCAAGUCAUUUGCAGUGGGAGAAGAAGUCACAUGGUACAAAAUCCCUCAUAAAACCUCCCCAGAUGGAGGAAAGGCAAAGAAUGGAUACCCAGAUUUGACGUACGUGAGAGAUACUAUUGCUCUACUAUACCAAUAUGGAAUUGACUAAGAAGCCAGAGAGAUGGAGAACGCAGAACAUGGCGUCUAUAGAUACUGACCAACUGCCCAAUAACUAAUCACUUAUGUUUUGGUUAGGAUGUAACUGGAGGAAAUCCCUAGAGGUCCUUAGACCAUUUAUUUGAAGUUUAACUAUAUAAUGUUUAGCAAAACAAGUUGUGUUGAAAUGUUAAAACAUUCUGUUUGUUAUAGUUGACUGAAGAAUUGGUGAUGGGUCCAGGAGCUGGAAAGUCAGUGGAACACCGCUCCAUGCCAUUGAUACUUAUAGGUACCUUCACAAGUUAUUUGUUAUUUCAGUGGACAGGCACCGCACAACCUGUAGAGAACAUGGUACGGGCACCCAUUCAAGAUUAGAAGGUGUCAGACACCCACCAAAUGGGUGUGUAUAUAAUAUGGUGAUGGUCAAAUCCCUCGUGGCAUCAAACUACCUCAAUGACCAUGUACAUCUCCUUUCUGCAGAAAAUGAA
Messenger RNA from Hyla sarda, 4254 nucleotides. RefSeq lists its product as uncharacterized. Gene Ontology annotation, biological process: Notch signaling pathway; protein ubiquitination. The transcript has 10 exons. The record is from RefSeq and is a predicted model, not a curated record. NCBI's taxonomy places the organism in Eukaryota, Metazoa, Chordata, Amphibia, Anura, Hylidae. Bases 228 to 3779 code for a protein of 1183 amino acids.